CUCGAUCACACCACGAUCGCUGGCAUCCACAUCCCCGAGCCCCGCGGCAUCCAUCUUUCCACUCUCGGUCCUGCGGUUCUCUCCACAGACGCCGACACCCAUGCUUAACCCGGCUGCGGGCCCUCAGCUCGAGCGCUGUCUCAAGAUCUUGAAUCCUGCCUCCAACUCCAGGGACGAGGAUGUCUUUGUGGCCCUGAUGCUCAUCCCAAAGCUGCUUGCCGACAUCGGCGAUCGUCCAGACGAACUGGGCGAGCUAAUGUCGCUGAUCUACAACAAUAUGAACUUUCAGUUUCUCUCGAGGCUGCUGCUGACGACCGAAUCCUCCGAGCAGCUCCCAAGCAACAUGCUGCAUGCCGUGGCGGUUCACAUCGUCUCCUGUCUCGUUGGCUAUGAGUCGCUUGUCGAUCGCCCAGAGAUUGCAUCGAUGGCCCCUCUGCUUGUCAAAGUGGUAUCGUCGCCAAGCGAUGAGAAUUCGGUCAAGCAAACCGCUCUGCAGUCGCUCUACCGCCUCGUCAGUCACCCCCCAGGUGCUCGAGAGCUCUUGGCUCGAAACUCGAUGCUGGAGUUGGUCGAUAACCUCACUUCGGAUUCAGCAGAGGAACUGAGGCGGCUCAAGCUCCAGUCGCUGGAGCGUUGCUUCCAGACCUUCUACGAACAAGAGCCCGGCACGAUCGACGUCGCCGUCGCCAAGCCCGUUUUCGAUGCCGUCCUGGACGAGCUUGCAGCUGCUUUUGAAAGGGACAAGACCAAGUGGACCAUGGAGUACUUUCAGCUCUGCAUCCGAGUGCUCUCGGUCUGGCAGAUUGUCAGCCAGGCGACACCAAGGCAGCAGAACAACUGGUCGGUGCGCUUGCGAUCUGCCUUAUCCGACAUGCUCAGCAGCAAGCUCGGUCGUCAGCAGCGGGAUCUCGCACUGGUCUGCUGCUCAAUGAUGCUGCGGCUCUAUGGGAGCGACUGGCUGUUGGCUAAGAGCAUCCAGCCCACCGAGAGCCAGAGCGCAAAGGGCAAAUCGACGGCCAAGGUUCACAGUUAUGCCCAGUUUGCUGCCUUGCUGAUCCACCUGUCCUGCGCCGAAAUCCGAGUGCUGCUCGACGACUUGAACACAGAUGCAUCCGAGCUCGCUGGCCAAGAGCUGGCUAAUCUUGAGUCCAAGUUUAAGCCCGAGCCUGGAUCCGAGUCCGAGUCUGAGUCUGACGAUAAGGCCGCAUCGGCGAGGCAGACGGCCAGCGUCUUUGCCAAGGAAGAGUACUUCCAGAGGCAGCACGAUCGAGUUGAAACCGUCCUGCCCGUGUGCUUUGAAAUCCUCGAGUGCUUCAUCCAGCAUCUCUCCGCGGCCGACCAAGACGCAUCGGUCUCUGGCAGCGGCAGCCCUGGGCUCAGCCAUGAUCAGCUUCUUUCCAUCAGAAGCGCAAUGAAAGAGACGUUUGUAGCCGUGAUGGCAUUCUUGUCAGAUCAGUGGAAUGAGUACCUGCAAAGCGGCCGUCAAGCAGUUCUGGACAACACCGCCACAGUCUUCAGCUUGCGAGCCAUGUCAUCCUGGCUGGCUGAAGAAACAAGCUCGACGGUAUCGGAGAUUCUCUCUGUGAUCCCAAUGUUUGUCGAGGUCGGGAAGCGUCAGCUUGCGACGAUCGACAUCCACCCACUCGAUUUUCUCGGGCCAGCUCUGCUCGAGGUCCUCACCGAGAAAGAGGCAUGCGACUCCUUUGUGGAGUGUCGUGGCCACGCCGUCGUUGCCAGUAGAAUCAUUGAAAUCCUUGCCGAUCCGCAUGUGCAAGCCAAGCAGACCGAGCUUCUGAACGUGCUCAUCCACACAGUCAUCACAAGCGGGUCGGUCGUGUCGAGCGAUCCAGAUACCUUUGCGGCACUCUUUGACGCCUGUGCACGCGCAUCCAGUCGAAUCCGUCUGGACGGAGCAGCGAGCCACCAGGAUGUUCUCCAAGCAGGAGCGAUUUCGACGCUCUAUGCGCUUGUGCUUUGCAACGCCACCGAGGAAGCUGUUCACAACCUCGCUGGGUCGGAGCUACUUUCGUUUGCCGUGGCCUUUAUCGGCUUCAUGGCCGAGCGGGCCACUUCUCAGGACAAAGGCGAGCAAUGGGAAGAGUCUCAAGAACUGUGGCUGUUGACACUCAACGCAUGCGCUACAUGUGUGAAAAAGUCACAGCAAUUCAAGGCCGCCCUAUCGCCGGUGUCCGGCUUCCGUACCACUUUGAACACACUCAAGGCGUGCCGAGCGAGUCUUGAUCUUGACGAUCAGCGGAACAUCGAUUUGCUGUUGACUCUCUCAUCAAGGCAGUCUUAGUGCCGCCGAAGGAGGCAAGCCCUUACACUCAGCGCCAUCGGUGCCACAGAGUGUCCCGAAAUCAAAUAUACAUCUGGCUUGGCCACGA
Molecule: messenger RNA, 2387 nt
Organism: Polychytrium aggregatum
Lineage: Eukaryota; Fungi; Chytridiomycota; Chytridiomycetes; Polychytriales
Product: Neurochondrin-domain-containing protein
Exons: 10
Coding region: 101-2299 (732 amino acids)
Source: RefSeq, a predicted model, not a curated record